Messenger RNA from Hermetia illucens (black soldier fly), 1694 nucleotides. Its product is annotated as CWF19-like protein 1 homolog. Lineage: Eukaryota; Metazoa; Arthropoda; Insecta; Diptera; Stratiomyidae. Gene Ontology annotation, molecular function: RNA lariat debranching enzyme activator activity. Gene Ontology annotation, cellular component: post-mRNA release spliceosomal complex. Gene Ontology annotation, biological process: mRNA splicing, via spliceosome. The transcript has 9 exons. Bases 63 to 1616 code for a protein of 517 amino acids. The record is from RefSeq and is a predicted model, not a curated record.
UCUGACUUUAAAGUCGCAUUUGUUUGUUUACAAUUCGGCCGACGACCAGGCUCAUUGCUGUGAUGGAUCAAAAGUGCAAAAUACUCGUUGCCGGCGAUGUGCGUGGCAAUUUCAAGCAACUUUUCAGCCGUGUGGAGUCGAUCAACAAAAAGGCGGGACCGUUCGACAUGCUCUUCUGCGUUGGCGAUUUCUACUCGAAAGACAAUAAUGACGAAUUGAUUGCGUACAGAAAUGGAUACAAAAACAUUCCCGUGCCUACAUACUUUCUCGGUCCAACAAAUGCGGAAACAAAUCGCCAGUACGACGACAAUGAGAGCGAAAUUUGCACCAACUUGACUUAUUUGGGCAAAAGAGGACUGUACACAUCAUCAUCGGGAUUGAAAAUCGCAUAUCUAAGUGGCAUUGAGAGUACCGGAAAGGAAAGCCACGCAUGGAACUUCACGAAGGAAGAUGUUGUCGCCGUUCGGGACUCUUGCUUUGCAAGUAAAGUUUCCCUGAGUGACUACAGAGGCAUUGAUAUAUUGAUAACCUCCCCUUGGCCUGAAGGAAUAUCGGAGGACAAGAGCAACAGUUCCAAGCUAAUCGCAUUCCUCGCUAAAGAAAUCAAGCCCAGAUACCAUUUCUGUGGGAUGAACGACAAAUAUUUUGAACCACCACCAUAUCGGAAUCCAGGGGACGAAACCACCCAACUUUCCUUGGCAACACGCUUCAUAUCACUCGCUGCAGUUGGAAAUCCUGAAAAACAAAAGGCAGUUUACGCGGUUAGCCUUAAUCCUGUAGAUAAAAUGCGUGUCAUGGACCUCAUCCAAAAGACGACAAACGAAAUAGCCAGUCCGUUCAGCAACAUAGACUUCUCGAUGUACAAACGAAAACAAGAUACAGAAUCAGGCAAGCAAUAUUUCUACGAUUUGAAUAAAAGAGACGACAGACCGAGGAAGCGAAGGGGAAAUAACGACGGAUCAUUCGAAAAGCGACAAAGGCCAACAUAUGAUCAAGAGUCCUGCUGGUUCUGCCUAUCAUCCGCGAACGUUGAAAAGCACCUCGUGAUAUCAAUCGGCGAAAACUUCUACCUCGCCCUAGCUAAGGGUCCUAUAAACAGCACCCACGCUCUCAUCGUAUCCGUAACACACAUCCAAUCCGCUGCUCUACUCCCAGAUAGUCAGUGGAAAGAACUUGAAGAAAUCAAGGAAUCGCUUGUAAAUUACUUUAAGGAACAGGACCAGGUCGUCUGCUUCUGGGAAAGAAACUACAAAUGCUCCCAUUUACAAAUAAACGCGGUUGCAAUCGAUGCCGGAUACUCGUGGAAGAUAAAACAUGGAUUUGAAGACAAAGCUGAAGAAUAUGAACUGACUCUUGACGAGUUGCCAAAAUUAACCAACGCUGCAGAUUUACCGGCUCAAGGUCCUUAUUUCGUUGCAGAACUUCCCGAUGGCACAACGCUGCUGACUAAACAGAUGAAAAGAUUUCCUUUACAUUUUGCAAGGGACGUAUUCUGUACGGAAAAUCUACUUAAUUGCGAGGAAAAAGUUGACUGGAAACAAUGUUGCCUGUCGAAGGAGGAGGAAACGGAAUUGGUGCAAGAAUUCCGAAAGAACUAUCAAUUGCCUCGUGCGUGAGCUAAGGAAAUUUUAAACUAGGAUGAAUUCUGUUGAUCGUGCAAGCGUCAAAUAAAUGUUUCUGAUUUUAUAUAAAAA